AUUAUUUUCUACAGUGAGAAGGCCAAUAAACACCAAUCUUGUGCUUAAUUUUGUUCUUCGUCGUUGCUCCACUCAAAUUGAGAGCGAUGGCAUUGGUGCAGCCGAGGUCGGGUAGAGAUGCGUGCCAGAUCUCCCAUCUCGACUUGGAACCAGGACCCUGGGGUCUCCAAUCUCGUAAGAUAGGUGCUGAGAUGAACGGCACAGACGAGAAGCUUGACACACAAAGCAGCCCAGCAAUUGCCUCGUCGACCCCACCAUUGGCAAUUGCAACAACGAUUCGAGCACGGCACGUAGACCAGCGAGGCUCAUGCCAAGUGGCAUAGUUCUCUGCGAACGCUAACCCAGAACCAGAGCAUAUUGCAGCAGUCGAACUGUCUCGAAAAAAUCCCGGGCCAGGUUCUCCUUGGACUUGUCAUCAUGUACAAGCCAGAAUUUAGGAUACAAGUAUGAUAUCGGCUUCGGGCUGAUGGACAAUCCUGUCCAUGUUCGCUAUGUAAGGAGCUUCGAGCAAAUUUGAAGUUGGAAAUUCGAUGUCUUCGCCUGAAGAUGUGACUGCGUUUGCGAAAGUGGAAUCCGUUUGGCUCAGCAUUCAUCAACUUUGGACAAGCCAGAAAAGUCCAUGACAAGAUCGAAUGAUCUAUCAUCCUCUGGAUACUUCCACCCAUCUGGCACGAACCCAAUAACGAAUCGACAAUUGGACCGCUGUAAGUAACAUCUGAAACAAUUAGCGGGCUGGCUGUCUGUUCUUUUCUUAUCGUUUCAGGAAAUUCGGAACGCCUCGCCAUCUUGUGAAGGUAGGAGAAGCGAUCACAUGAGUAUUUUUUGGCUUGAGCCACCUUGCUCUCCUCACCUUGUCGCACCGUUCCAUUCCUUCAUCUGAGUGCUAUGUUUCAGAACUCCUUUAGAACCAUUUUUCACUUUUAGUUUGAAAUGGGCCUAAAUUUGAGUUUCGGGAAAUAGGAAGCAACCGAGCUAAUCCACCCAAAAUUGCCACGAGUAGUUGUGACGUCCACAGGACUCGGGAGAUAAACCCAUCGGCCACCCCAUAACGAACACGAAGACGGGGGCUCAAGAACUGUGCUCGUCCCACUGGAGAUCGAUGCUAUGCAUGUGACAUAGAGUUCUAUGGAUGCUGGUACUGGUUUCUUUACAUUGGAUGUAAACUCCCAGUUCCGAUCGUUUGCAUCGGUUGUGAGAGGUCAAAAAUCCAAAUUUCUCAUUACAAUAGAAGCAAGAUCGCCAGAUACUCACAUUCACCAGGUAUCUCUCAAGAUCAUCUCCCUAUUACUUAUUUCUGCAUUUGUUGUUCCUCUGUUUCUGGUCCCACUAGCUUCACUUUGACCUUGCGGUAUGCGAACUCACGCACAGGCACUAAGUUCGGCUGCCAGCGCCAUGGUUCUUACUAGAGAGGCCUACUUGCGGAAGCUUUCUGACUAUCCAAUACUAUCAUCCAGAUCGCCUCUCUAAAGGACCAUAUGGGAACAGCCUCGUGGACCCUUCUUUUCUGGCUGGAUUCGUUCAAAGCAUAUCAUUCUGUAUUCAGCUUCCUGUCGAUGCCAUUACAGAGCGGGUGUCUUUUCCAGACACUCUUGCACCAGCAUGGCCAAAUUGCUCCAGAAAGAUUCUUAGAAGUUGCUGGUCGGACUUUGUCUGAUCUUCAACCAUCUGUCUGUCAUCGUCUGUGUGUACUUUAAGUUUGUCAACAGGACUUUUACCUGCAGCUGCCCAAACUCUGGACGAGAACCAGACCGAUCCUCUCUACCACAUGAACUCAAACCUCUCACUCUGACCAGGGUAUAUCUGCCCAUCAUCCUCCACCAUGUCUUAUCGUUUGCUUGCUGUCAGUUGGAGUGCGAUAGAUCGAGUACAGUGCAAAAUGCAGAUACGGCGAGCCAUUUUCUUGUCGUGCUUGAUUACGUUCUGUGUGAACGUUUCGAGUGUCAAUCUGACUGAGGUGCUUCAACAAAUUCCGCCUUGUGCUCUUCCAUGUAUCAGCAGAGACGUCGUCAACCUUCCCCCAAGUUUGACGGAACCAAGCUCUGUCUGCCGCAAUGGUACCCUCGAGGCCAAUGCUGCUUCAUGUGUCUUGACACGAUGUCCAUACACUGAGCAGAUGGAGGUUGCCGCCAUCAAAACGGAGUUCUGCGAGGGUGUCCCUAUCGCAAGCCGAGCAUGGGAUAUCGCCAUUGUCGGACUCGUUUGCGGGCCAAUUGCUCUCAUUGCAGUUGCAUUACGAUGCUAUUCUCGGUAUUCUAAGCUUCGCACUCUUGGAUCCGAUGAUUGGCUUUCAAUUGCCGCGGGGUCGAUUUUGAUUCCGUAA
Molecule: messenger RNA, 2320 nt
Organism: Cadophora gregata
Lineage: Eukaryota; Fungi; Ascomycota; Leotiomycetes; Helotiales; Ploettnerulaceae
Exons: 3
Coding region: 1820-2320 (166 amino acids)
Source: RefSeq, a predicted model, not a curated record